AGGCAAAGCACACAGUGAUGGUGUAGGGACCUCUGCCGGAUUAUAGAGUGAGCUGGUGAGUACUUACCUCAAUAUUUUACUUUUAUGGAUGAUCACACACCUGUCUGAAAACUUUGGUAAAGUUUAUAUAAGGAUAGUGAGUAUUUCCAUUUAAUUGUUUUUGCUUUUAAUUGAUUUAUUAAUUUUUUUAAUUAUUAUUAUUUCUUUAUAACCAUAACCACUAAAUGUAUUUUGACUUUCCCAUAGCUGGUAUUUAAACAUUCUUUAUAGGCAGUAAUAUCCCUCUGUAGUUACUAUAGAACAUUCAGGUUUAUGAAUUGCCUGCAGCAGUAACAAUUAUCUUUGAAGAAUAAAUCUUCCUAUUUACGUUCUUCCCAUUAUUUAAUUUUUUGUUUAAAUAUAUCACUUUUGUAACAUUCCAAAUCUAUAAUAAAACCCCGAAAGCUACAAUUUUAUUCCUUAUAAUCAACAUAACUUCAACCCCACAUCACUCUGUUUCUUUCAGAUAUAAAGUAUAACUUUACCAUAAGAAGAAUAUAGAUUUUUUUAAAGUAGUUCACCUGCAGAAAUUUUUUUUUGAAAUACAUUUUUAUUUAAGAUGUUUUUGUGUGUCUGUGCUAUUUUUUUCUGUGUUUGCAGUCAGAUAGAUGAGUGAUAUUGUUUGAUUAAUUGUUUGUUUGUUUUUUCAUGCUUGUCUUUAAAGACUUGGGAUACAUUCAUGGAUUAAUGAAAUUGUUAAGGCUUGGAGUAGAGGAACGCCUCCCAGUGUCAAUUAAACGGUUUGAGCUCAGAGCCUGGUGAUCUCUACAGAGUAAUUCACAGCUCACAGUGCACUAGCACCAAAGGCAACAUUGUCAUCACUGAACACAAGAUGUUUCUCAUUGAAUUGAACUUCAUGUCCUUCUUUGAGACUGCUCUCACUUCAGUCCUGUCUGUGCUCUUUCUCCUGGCUGUAUCUCACCAGUUGUGGUCCUUAAGGUGGCACAGUACUAGGGACAGAGGAUGCAAUCUACCCCUUCCUAAAGGCUCAAUGGGAUGGCCAUUUUUUGGGGAGACAUUGCAUUGGCUUGUUCAGGUAAGAAUCACUUCUAAUCUGCUAGAUUCUAAUUGCUGUAGAAUGUUGACAUUUUAAAUAUCCCACUUCCCCUGUUAUAACAAAGUAACAGACCUGGGUGUACGUGUUUUACAUGUGAUUAUAUUGAUUAAAUUAGAUUUGGGUUAGAUGAAUAUUUGAAGCAUUCUUUCUCCUAAAUUAUAGUUCUUCUAAGUGGCUAGAAAUCUGGGUUUUAGGAUCUCAUGCUGAGCUCUGGAUUUAAAUGCUAGAUGCUUCUCCAUCAAUGGACUGGACGUGAUAUAGGGUUUAUUACAGGGGUCGGAUUUCCACAGUUCAAGAAGAGAGAGAUAUGGCAAUAUAUUCAAGACCCAUCUUCUGGGGAAGCCAGUAAUCCGUGUAACUGGAGCAGAGAACAUCCGCAAGAUCUUACUAGGAGAACACAGCCUUGUGAGCACCCAGUGGCCCCAGAGCACCCAAAUCAUCCUGGGGUCCAACACUCUAGUGAACUCUAUUGGGGACCUUCACAGACAGAAGAGAAAGGUAAAGCAGCGCCUUGCAUGCUGUCAUUGUAGUUAUUGCAAUGUGUGGAGAGCCUGUCACUUGUAGCCCAUUCUAGUCAGUAACUAGCCAGAAGGGUGUUAGGAAUGUGGCCCCUGACUGCAGGGAGCUGCUAGUCUCUAUUCACAUGUAAUGACCUCAUUGCAAUCCCUUUGUAAAACAUUACUUGUAGCCCUUAUCUGUAGGGCCCCUCCAGCUGCGGAUGGCUGAGGGUUCUGAGAGUUGUAGAGCAAUAGCCAGUGACAUUUGUGUAAAGGAGAAGGCUCAAACAUGAAUUGUUCUUGUUAUGAAGAUGCUCUGGAUCUGCAGCUGAAGGUGGACUUUGUACGUUAAAUGACUGCACUUCUUAUUUAUCUUGGAUUCAAGUUUUCCAAGUGUGAAAAGUCACAAUAUCUGAAUAUAUCUCUAUCUGGUGUUUACACCACCUGCAGUCACACUGAUAUAUAGAAAUAAAAUGUGUAGACCCAAAUCACAGAUACACAGAGUUAACCAUCCUUCUUCCCAAUCAAACACCUGUCAGCUGAAUGGACCGUAGGAAAGUUAUCUGCACUGUGCUUUUAUCUAGAUCCAAUACAUACACAGUAUAUCAUUUAUAUACAUUUAUUAUAGAAUCCCAGAUAGAGCUACAAUAUUGGAAUGGCAGGCAGCAUUCCCCUUGUAUUGCAGUUAUAUGAUGACAUCUACCUGAGAAAGAUUCAUCGGUUUACCUGUAAACCAUCUAGUAGUAAACACACUUAAUAUUAAAAAACACUGAAUACGACAUUAAUAUUAAGAAAUUAUUUAUAAAAAAAAAAAUGUAAAAAAAAAAAAUCUAAAUAUUUUACCAUCUAGUUAUGUACUGAAAAGUGUGUCAUAUAGAUAUUUUCAUAAAUGCAGAAUAUGGUGUAUGCAGAUUUUUAACAUUAUACCAACAAUAUUUUCCAAAUAUCUACUACACACACACACACACACACACACACACUAUUAUAUAUAUAUAUAUAUAUAUAUACACACACACACACACACACACUAUUAUAUAUACACACACACACACACACAAUAUUUACUAUGUGUAGAGAGAGAUGCAUACAGGUAGAACUAUACAGAAAUACUUUAUGUUGUAAAAUAUCGAUAUUUGUCAAAUAUGGGUAAGGUGGCAGAUAGAUUUAAGAAUAGAAACAUCGUUUUAAACAGGAAAAUAUUAUGUUAAUUGCAGUGGCUCUUUGUGUGUGUAGAAUGGUUAUUUGUAAAAUAUAGAUACAUUGAUCAACAAAGUGUUUGUAAAUAGAAAUUUAGCUAAAGUGUAUGUAUUAUAGAAUAUGUAGUGCAUGUGUGUGGAUAGGUAUUUAAGUAUAUCUAGAUGUGUGGGUAUAUAUUUGGGAUGUUGCGAUAGGGAGAGAUAGGGCGCUAAAUAGAUAGUUGAAGGGUUCAGGUGUGUGAAUAGAUAAUUGGAAGCGUUAGGUGUUUAAAUAUACAUAUUUGGAGGGCUAAGGUGUGUCGAGAACAUUUGGCGAUUGCGGUAUGCGGAUACAUAUUUGGAUGGGUGUGAAGAUAGGGUUGAGGUGUGGGUGGAUAUUUAGAGGGUUUAGGUUUGUGAAUGUAUAUUUAGAGGGUUUUGGUGUGUGGAGAGAUAUUUGGAGGGUUGUGGAGAGAUAUUUGGAGGGUUGUGGAGAGAUAUUUGAAGGGUUUUGGUGUGGAGAGAUAUUUGGAGGGUUUUGGUGUGUGUGGAGAGAUAUUUGGAGGGUUGAGGUAUGAGGAUGGAUAUUUGAAGGGUUAUGGAGAGAUAUUUGGAGGGUUUGGGUGUGGAGAGAUAUUUGGAGGAUUGUGGAUAGAUUUGGAGGGUUUUGGUGUGUGGAGAGAUAUUUGGAGGGUUGUGGAGAGAGAUUUGGGGGAUUCUGGAUAGAUAUUUGGAAGGUUGAGGUGUGUGGAUGGAUAUUUGGAGGGUUGUACAGAGAUAUUUGGAAGAUUGGAGGUGUGUGGAUGGAUAUUUGGAGGGUUGUACAGAGAUAUUUGGGAGGUUGAGGUGUGUGGAUGGAUAUUUGGAGGGUUGUACAGAGAUAUUUGGGAGGUUGAGGUGUGUGGAUGGAUAUUUGGAGGGUUGUACAGAGAUAUUUGGAAGAUUGAGAUGUGUGGAGAGAUAUUUGGAGGGUUGUGAAGAGAUAUUUCAGAGAUUUCAAAGAGUGUCAUUCUCUUCCUCUGAUUGUCCCACUUCCUGCCCAGAUCAUGGCUAAGGUGUUCAGCCACUCUGCCCUAGAGAGCUACCUCCACCGGAUCCAGGAGGCGGUGAGUGGGGAGAUUCAUGCCUGGUGCCGGGAGUCGGACUGUAUAGCCGUGUACCCCUCAUCCAAAGCCAUGACUUUCCGCAUUGCCGCCCGCAUCCUUCUGGGGCUCAGUCUGGGGGACCAACAAUUCAAAGAGCUGGCCAAAGUCUUCGAGCAGCUGGUGGAGAAUCUCUUCUCAUUGCCCCUGGACAUCCCAUUUAGUGGGCUUCGAAAGGUAAGCUGGCCUCUUAGGGCAAUAGAUGGUAAUAAUAUAUGACCCAACAUAUGAUAAUGUUCUAAGAGCAUCCAACAUGGCCAUGGCAAUAUUACAAAAAUAUAUCUCUCUCACCUCCAUUAAUUAAAGAACAACUGAUACCAUAAUAUGUACUUUAAAUCCCUCGUUUCACUUUAAUUGGAUCUGUCAGACUAGAUAGAUAGGUGAAGGUAAUAGAGAAUAGAGUAACUACCCAGAUAGUGUAUACAAAGAUUGGAUGGGCAUACUAUACAGAUUGGAUACAUAUAGAACAUUGUAUACAUAGUGGCUGCAUGUAAAGUAGAGCUAUUGUAUGUACAUAGAAAUGACACAGAGAAUAUACACAUAUAGAGAAACAAUGAAUAUACAGAGAAAUGACACAGAGAAUAGACACAUAUAUAUAUGGAGAUACAUUGAAUAUACAGAGAAGAUACGUGGAGUACAAUGGAAACAUACAUGAAGAUCCAUAUUUAAAGAGACAAUAGAAAUUUGAUACAUUGAGAGGUAAAUUAAACACAGAGAGCCGGUCAGAAAAGUAGAGAAAGAGACAGCUAGUUAAUGUGGCCAGUGACUGUGAGCCCACACUGGCUCUCUAUAGAUCAGUACUGAGUACACACAGCCCAUGUAUCCUCACACGAUCAGUGCAGGGUACAAAUUACUGCAUUACUUAUCGAUUCUAGCAAUGCCAGACAGAAUGACAAGCAACAGAAACCAGCUGGGCUGGCUUAAUGUUAUGUGUGGCUGUCCCUUUAAACACUUAAUUCAUGUGGACAAAAUAAAAUAGUGAGUUACUGAAACUACUACUGAGAAUGCCAUACACUAUGUCUAAACACUCUUGCUCUUUCUCUCCUGUCUCUCAUAUAUAUAUAUAUAUAUAUAUAUAUAUAUAUAUAUAUAUAUAUAUAUAGAUAGAUAGACAGGGCUUUAUAUAACAUUUCCAGAAAGGGAUAGGUUACAUAGAUAUUUAAUUAAUAGACAGUUUGUAGAAUCUUGGAUCUGGGCUUCUUAAAAUCUAAUGACAAUUAGUUUUGGGUCAGUCUGUGUUCUUGCAGUAAUGGUACCUGUCUGACCAGGAAGAGGGGUGGGGGCAGGGGUCCUGUUAUUACAAUGGAUCACCCAUCAUUUAUACUGUGCUGUAAAUAAUACGGUCCUUUUAUUCAAUUUUUUUCUUUAAAGUAAAUUUAUGUGUUUUUUUUUUUUUAAAUAUAUAUUUUUUAAUGAAAUUUCCCUCCAUGAUUAAUUUAUUUUACAUUGUAGUGGGCAGGGGUCCCAGUCUCACUUAGUGAUGGCAUUGUAGAAAACCUGGACACAGGCCUGCUUUACCUUCGCUGCUAUUGGACUGAAACUCCCAUUAACCACAUUAAAUGGGUGUAGGAGUCCAUAUAGGAGAAUGAGAGGGAUCCCAUUCUAAGCCCAUCCCAGUUACUGCCCAAUUAGCAAUUCGAUUUAAAGGUGUAGUACUAAUUAGCUAAUCACUCUCUGCUUCCCCAGGGGAUUAAAGCCAGGGAUACUUUGCACCAAUAUAUGGAGGAAGCGAUUAAACAGAAGAUAUCGGGACGAGAUGCAGAUGUGUGCGAAGAAGAUGCAUUAGAUUAUUUGAUAAAUAGCGCCAAGGAGAAUGGGAAAACGCUCAGCAUGCAGGAGCUUAAGGUAUUGCAUUUAUUUCUACUGACAGCAGGGGGGGAGGGGGUUAAAUCCUUAACCCCUGCAUUCUAUUACACAGGGGACUGGGGGGAUGGGAGGGGGUACGAUAAUACAACCACUCAGAUUAAAUUAUUUUACUUGCCUUCAAUUUUACUGAACUUGAUUUUUUCCCCAAAACAAAAAUAUUAAUUUUUUAAAAAUCUAUACUGUUGCAAAUAGUACUCAGCCAUUAGUUGCCCACAAAGUGCAAUACUGCAUGCCACUUUUUGCGGAUAAAUAUUAUUUUUACAUACAAAGAGUAAUGGCCAGAUACUGAAAUACAAAAAAAUAGCAAAUAACGUUCUAUGACAGAUACUCAGAACGUUCUAUAUCAGAUACUCCGUAACAUUCUGUGACAGAUCCUCAGUAACGUUCUGUGACAGAUACUCAGUAACGUUCUAUAUCAGAUACUCAGUAACCUUCUGUGACAGUCAGUAACGUUCUGUGACAGAUACUCAGUAACCUUCUGUGACAGAUACUCAGUAACGUUCUAUAUCUGAUACUCAGUAACCUUCUGUGACAGUCAGUAACGUUCUGUGACAGAUACUCAGUUCUGUGACAGAUACCUUCUGUGACAGAUACUCAGUAACGUUCUAUAUCUGAUACUCAGUAACCUUCUGUGACAGUCAGUAACGUUCUGUGACAGAUACUCAGAACGUUCUGUGUAACAGAUACGCAGAACGUUCUGUGACAGAUCCUCAGUAACGUUCUAUAUCAGAUACUCAGUAACCUUCUGUGACAGUCAGUAACGUUCUGUGACAGAUACUCAGAACGUUCUGUGACAGAUACGCAGAACGUUCUGUGACAGAUCCUCAGUAACGUUCUAUAUCAGAUACUCAGUAACCUUCUGUGACAGUCAGUAACGUUCUGUGACAGAUCCUCAGUAACGUUCUGUGACAGAUACUCAGUAACGUUCUAUAUCAGAUAAUCAGUAACGUUCUUUGACAGAUACUCAGCAACGUUCUAUGACAUACUCAGUAACGUUCUAUAUCAGAUACUCAGAAACGUUCUGUGACAGUUACUCAGUAAUUCUAUAUCAGAUACUCCGUAACCUCCUGUGACAGUCAGUAACGUUCUGUGUUAGAAUCUCAGUAACCUUCUGUGACAGUCAGUAACGUUCUAUGUCAGAUACUUAAAGUUCUAUGUUAGAAUCUCAGUAACGUUCUACAUCAGAUACUCGGUAACGUUCUGUGUCAGAUAGUAACGUUGUGUCUCAGAUACUAUAACGUUCUAUGUUAGAAUCUCAGCAACGUUCUGUCAGAUAGUAACGUUCUAUGUUAGAAUCUCAGCAACGUUCUGUGUCAGAUAUUCGGUUACGUUCUAUGUCAGAUAGUAACGUUCUGUGUCAGAUACUCUAACGUUCUAUGUUAGAAUCUCAGUAACGUUCUAUGUCAGAUAGUAACGUUCUAUGUUAGAAUAUCAGCAACGUUCUGUGUUAGAAUCUCAGUAACGUUCUAUGUCAGAUAGUAACGUUCUAUGUUAGAAUCUCAGUAACGUUCUAUGUUAGAAUCUCAGCAACGUUCUAUGUUAGAAUCUCAGUAACGUUCUAGAUCAGGUACUCGGUAAAUUUCUGUACUCAUGUGUCAGAUACUCAAUAGUUCUGUGUCAAAUAGUAUUUCUGCGUCACAUACUAAGUUAGAUUUGUAUCAUAUACUCUGUAUUCCGUAACAUUAUGAGUCAUAGACUCGUAGUAUUUCUGUGUCCUAUAGUAUUUCUAUGCCAGGUACUCAGUAACGUUCUGUAUUUGCAGGAGACGGCGAUAGAGUUAUUAUUCGCUGCGUUCUUCACCACAGCUAGCGCUAGUUCUUCUCUCAUCCUGCUGUUGCUGAAACACCCGUCAGCCAUUCAGAAAAUCAGACAGGAGCUGAUAUCGCAAGGACUUCACAAGCAGUGUCAAUGUGGGUACCAGUCUUCUUCUGAAAACCCCAACAACAACAUUCCAUCACUUUCUGACCACGUCCUCUUAAAUGGUCCAUGUCAGACCAGUGGUUGCCAUUUGCCCAUGAUCCUGAGAUCUGAAGGACAUGUGAAGGACAUCUGGGAUCAACCUAACUGUAUGUUGGUGGGAAAAAACCAAAGGGACAUCAUACAGCCUGUGUACAGGAGGACCCAAAAUAACAUCAAUUGUGAAGAAAAGUGCAAUGAAUCAAUCUACAAACAAAAUACAUCUUCCAAUGACUUGAAUUAUACUAACAUGCAAGGAUGGAGGUCUGGAUGUGCAUGUGAACUGAGUCUCAGCCUGGACAAAUUAAAGGGACUUCAUUACCUGGACAAUGUGGUCAAGGAGGUCCUCAGGUUGUUGCCACCAGUUUCUGGAGGCUACAGAACAGCCCUUCAAACUUUUGAAUUGGAUGUAAGUACAGCAAGGACCCUCUCAUCAUAUAGAAUACAUUUCUUGUACUCUGAGAUUAAAUACAUAUUAAAAUGAUAAUUAAAGACUACAACAAACUCGGUUAGAGAAGUCAUUUAUCUGAGCACCUUACUGCUUUAACAGUUUUAGAAGAAUUAAAAAAAUAAAGACCAAGUAGGAUUCAGGUUGUUAAAAAUGACAGAUAUGAUAGUGCUACUCUGUCGCCCUCUUUCGGUUGAAAUGGGAAUUCAUUUUCCUUGUCGAGAGAUAGGAAGGGAAUUAUCCCUAGACUCGCUCUGUGUAAUAGAUCCAGUCUGUGCAGUUAAAGAAUCAAAGCUUGAAGACAAACCAGGGACAGUGUAAGAUUCCCAGGAGGCUUUGGCUCAGGUAGACCCAGCAUAGAAUAUGGGAAUUUGCAGUGUGUUAAGACCAGCCUUUACUGUGAGUGGAUACAGGAUUUCCAGAUAGUAAUUUGUAUCAUUUACUGAACGCAGGUAAUAAAUGAAGAUAAUGAAUAUACUCACAAUUGAUAGAUAGAUGGAUGGAUGCAGAAAGUGGAGAAAAUAUUUUAUCAAUAAAAAUAAUAAUAUUGAUUAGUAUAGAUUUUUCAGAGCAAUAAACUUAAAAAAACAACUAAGGUGGUUGAUAUACUCUGUUUGAUUUGGACUAAUUUUAAAAUAUAUUUUUUCAAAUAGGAGAUUAAAUAUUCUAGUUAUUUUAAAUUCUCAUACAUACUCCUCUAUGACCAAGUACUUUGUUUUAGAAAUAUCAGCAUAACAAUGAGACGUGAAAGUUAGUUACAGGCCGCUGUUCAGGGAUACAAAAAAAAUAAUGGAACUGUGUAAAUGUUACCAUUUUUAAUUCCAACGUAUUCAUUCUCUGGGGAAUAAAAAUCUAGCGAUUAUAUAGCAUGCAUUACUCUGUAGAAUUUCAGGCAGGGUUUGAAACAUUAAAUGUAGGAGAAAUAACAGUGGUGUCACAUGUAGUAGGUGUGAUUAAAUAUAAAGAGUCAAUACUCUAUUUUUUUGUUAUUUGUAGGGAACCUGAUGGAGUUUUCAAAAUGUAGCUUCCCGAAAAUGCCAAUAGAAUGUAAAACUAUAAUGCCUCCAUACUGUACAUGGCUUUAAAAGUUGCUAUUGCAGUCUGCAAAUAAUCCCUCACUCAGUGUGUUAAGAGCUCUUUCCCUUCUUUACUGUUAAAAAGCGUGCUGUAUGGAUAUGGAAAUCAAAAGGAAUAAAACAAAAAUUGUGCUGUAGUUAUGGUGCCUGGAGAGCCCUGGGCGCCACCUCCUCCCCCUCCCUCCCAUUGUAUGGAGUCAAACCAUUUUAGAAUGGUUUGAUUUCUUACAUGGAGUCCAUUGAGGGUCGUCUACAGCUCAUUGAGAGUGCAAGGAGCUUCUAUUAGCUCUCCAGAGCUAAGGGCUCGCACACUGACUGACAGUGCCAGCUGAUUGCUCUCAGCCAAUGAGCUAAGCUCCGCACUGCAUGUCUUAGCUCAAUGAAGAUAGAGUUUUUGUCUCUCAUUGAGCUGUAGUGGACGCAUGGAGCAGAGCCAAGUGGACCCCAGUUAAGAAGUCAAACCAUUCUAAAACAAUUUUACUGCCAACAUUGUUGCCAAGAAUUUGCAAAUCACUUGCACAAUGUUGGAUAAUAUAUCCGACAUGAAAAAAGUCUUAAUGUUGGCUAUUUGCAAAAGGCAAGUUAGUUGCCAAGUUUAAUUUUUUUGUGUUUGCUACACACAAGUAGUUAUAGUCAUAUAGGCAGGAUAAGACAAAAAACCAUGAUAACCUCACCUUUCAUACAAUCAUGAAAACAACUCUGCAAUAUAUAUCCCUUCUGAUCAAUGGGACCCGGGACAUGUCCCUCCAUUUUCUAUGAUGCAAUAAAAGGUUGUUAACAUAAGCAGAACAAAAUAGCAUUGCUUUUAAAGGUACUUUCAUGUCUAUUUUUUUCACCACCCAAUCUUUAACAAAAGUUUAAUUAAAGUUUUAGUAAUUCACGUUGUAUGCUACAUACAUAUAUACAUAUAUAUGAGUAGAGUGUUCCUUUAAUAGAAAUUUAGUGUCCACAAGUCAUUACGCUCAUAUCAAUAUUCCCUAAUUUUAUUUUCAUUUUCCUGUUUUCCCCCACCACAGGGUUGCCAGAUUCCUAAGGGCUGGAGUGUGAUGUAUAGUAUCAGAGAUACACAUGAAACGGCUGAAGUCUACAAAAAUGCGGAGCUCUUUGAUCCAGACCGAUUUGGUCCAGAAAGAAAUGAAGGGAAAAUUGGACGGUUUAACUAUAUUCCUUUUGGAGGGGGAGUUAGAAGUUGCAUCGGAAAAGAGUUAGCGCAAACGAUUCUCAAAAUCCUGGCUAUUGAGCUUGUGGGCACGGCUAAAUGGGAACUCGCCACACCAAACUUCCCCAAAAUGCAAACUGUGCCUAUAGUUCACCCAGUUGAUGGACUUCAGGUUUUUUUCAGGUUUUUGGGUUCUACUGAAAACGACAGGAUGUCAAAAAAGGCGUGAUUAUCUGGACUUUGAACAAUGUGUCCUUACUGUUCAGACUUUUCAAAGUGGGCACAAGAAGGGGCAAGCGUUACGUUGCCCAAUAUUUUGGCACUCAAGAUUAUUUUGUCAAUUUCUGCAACAGUGUAUGAACAAUCUGUUAUGUAGUCACGUCCAGGAACACAAACCGAAAUACUAAAAAACAAACAAAAUAAAAAACCCCAACAGAUUAUACUAUUUAUAAUGUAAUAUUUAUAUGUCAGCUAGUUAUAAAAGACAAUGGACAAUAUUGAGUUAAAGGAGCUAUGGAAGAUAUUUUAUUCACUUGCAUGGUAUAUUGUAAGAUGUAACUGUAUAAUCAGCACUAACAUAAUGUUACUAAAAAUUUAUGGCUAGGUUAAAGAAGAAAUAUAUUCAGAACUUGCCUUAAAAAAAGAA
Messenger RNA from Pelobates cultripes (western spadefoot toad), 11061 nucleotides. Lineage: Eukaryota; Metazoa; Chordata; Amphibia; Anura; Pelobatidae. The record is from the annotation of a GenBank genome assembly.